This is a messenger RNA of Knipowitschia caucasica, 837 nucleotides long. NCBI's taxonomy places the organism in Eukaryota, Metazoa, Chordata, Actinopteri, Gobiiformes, Gobiidae. The record is from the annotation of a GenBank genome assembly.
AUGAACUGGACUCAUGGCAUUAUUCUUGCAUGUUCUUUGGUGGGCAUCGCUAAGGCUUGGACAUACCACUACUCAAAUGUAACCAUGAACUGGGCCCAGGCCAGGGACUGGUGCCAGACCAAGUUUACAGACAUGGUAGUUAUUCAAAAUCAGCAGGAAAAUGAUUAUCUUGUGUCUGUGCUGCCCCAAAGAAACUCUAGUCCCUACUUCUGGAUUGGAAUCACAAAGACUUACUCAAAUGAGACUUGGAGAUGGAUCGGAGACAACAGCACUUGGAUGAGCGACCAAUCGUGGGCUGAAAAUGAACCCAACAAUAAUCGCAGUACUGAGUUUUGUGUGGAGAUCUACACGAGCAGAGGGCGCAACAGGGGAAAGUGGAACGAUGAGAAGUGUAGCAUGGCCAAGUAUGUUAGCUGCUAUAAAGCUCAAUGCACAAACACCACUUGUGACCGAGGAGAAUGCCAUGAAGUCAUCAACAAUGUAACCUGCCACUGCCAAGCUGGUUUUGAGGGAGAAAGGUGUCAAACUGCGGUGGCCUGUGCCCUGGGGCCUGGUCCUGAUGAUGGGGACCUCAUCUGCUCCAGGAACCACACGGUGAACAGCACGUGUCAUGUGAGCUGCUCUUGGGGCCUCUUCACCAUCGCCUCUGGACCCAUCACCUGUGAGAGCGACGGGCUGUGGAGCGGGCCCAGGCCAGCCUGUGCAGUUGGGAGUGGAGCUGUGUCGACCCUUUGCUGCCUCUGUUUCUGCUGGAGGCAGUACAGAAAGAGACAGAAAAACAGCCAAGAAAGACCACCUGAUGAAGACGCAAACUCCUCCAGUGCAUUGUCAGGAUAA